Molecule: messenger RNA, 1073 nt
Organism: Coccidioides posadasii C735 delta SOWgp
Lineage: Eukaryota; Fungi; Ascomycota; Eurotiomycetes; Onygenales; Onygenaceae
Product: proliferating cell nuclear antigen, variant 2
Biological process (GO): regulation of DNA replication; translesion synthesis; mismatch repair
Cellular component (GO): PCNA complex
Molecular function (GO): DNA polymerase processivity factor activity; DNA binding
Source: RefSeq, a predicted model, not a curated record
CAAAAAGUAAUACAUCGAACCAUUCUUGCAUAUUUCUCUAUAUAUUUCUCUUCUGUUUGAUCUGCCUCUAUUAUUCAGCUCAAAUUAGGCGUUCAUCUAAGCUACUUCCCCCGCCUGCUAUCCUUAUACUCCCUGCACCCUUCUUAACUGCAAUCGUCAUUAAAAAACUGUCAAGAUGCUUGAAGCACGUUUAGAGCAAGCUAGCAUGCUGAAGAGGGUCGUCGACGCAGUCAAAGAACUCGUACAAGACUGCAACUUUGACUGCAGCGACACUGGCAUCUCUCUCCAAGCCAUGGACAACUCUCACGUCGCCCUCGUCUCCCUCAACCUCAAAGCUGAAGGCUUCUCUCCCUACCGCUGCGACCGUAACAUAGCUCUCGGAAUCAAUCUUACCUCUCUCCAAAAGGUCCUUCGAGCUGCACAAGACAAUGACAUUAUGACCCUCAAGGCGGAAGAUUCGCCCGAUGUAGUUAAUUUGGUGUUCGAGAAUGCACAAACUGACCGGUUAAGCGAGUACGAUAUCAAACUUACGGACAUCGAUCAGGAGCAUUUGGCUAUUCCGGAUACGGAGUAUGCGGCUAUGGUGGAUAUGCCAGCAACGGAGUUUCGGCGGAUUUGCAUGGAUUUGGCCAACUUAUCUGAGUCAGUCCUGAUCGAGGCUAGCAAAGACGGUGUCAAAUUCUCCUGCCAGGGUGACAUCGGCAACGGGUCUGUCACUCUCCGUGGACACACCAGCGUCGACAAGCCUGAUCAGAACGUCACCAUCUCCCUCACUGAACCUGUCGCCCUCACAUUUUCUGUCAAAUAUCUUAUCAACUUCUGCAAGGCUACUAGCUUGUCCAAUACGGUGCGGCUCAGCAUGUCGCAAGAUGUGCCGCUAUUGGUGGAAUAUGGACUGGAGGGAAGCGGAAGUCUGAGAUAUUUCCUUGCACCAAAGAUUGGCGAUGAGGAGUAAAUUUGACGAGGUAAAGGGAGAUCCGGAGCCGGGUGUACCUGGAAGUGCUUGCUAACGCUAUGAAAGUUACGUAGUAAUAAGAACUCUGAAAGAUCCUUAUUUCGCAUAAUGAAAUACU